This is a messenger RNA of Camellia sinensis, 1370 nucleotides long. Its product is annotated as thaumatin-like protein 1b. Lineage: Eukaryota; Viridiplantae; Streptophyta; Magnoliopsida; Ericales; Theaceae. The record is from RefSeq and is a predicted model, not a curated record.
CCCCUACCUCCUAGAAUCUCACUCACUUGAACCAAUUCCCCAGCAAGAAGAAGAAGAAUUUGGGAUUUUCUUCCCUCUCCAUUCCCCUUCUUCUUCUUCUUUUUCUUCCUCUUCUUUUCUUCUCAUACAUAUCAUAUAUAAAUUUGGCUAUAUAUUACAGGCCCAAUGGCUCAAAUUUGGCUAUUAAUUUCAGUACUAACAUUCACAAUCCUCCAACUCUUCAUAUCAGGAGUAUUAUCAACAACAUUCACAUUCGUAAACAAAUGCGACUACACAGUCUGGCCAGGCAUUCUAUCAAACGCCGGAAUCGCACCUCUCUCCACCACCGGUUUCUCUCUCCAAACAGGCGAGUCAAAGACCAUAAACCCACCCUCCUCUUGGGGAGGCCGAUUAUGGGGUCGAACCCUCUGCACCCAAGACUCCACCGGCAAGUUCACCUGCGUCACAGGCGAUUGCGGCUCCGGCCAGCUAGAAUGCGCCGGCGGCAACGCAGCCCCACCCGCCACGCUGGCAGAAUUCACUCUCGACGGGUCGGGCGGGUUGGACUUCUAUGACGUCAGCUUAGUCGAUGGGUACAACCUUCCGAUGCUGGUGGUGCCUCAGGGUGGGACCGGAGUGAAUUGUACAACCACGGGAUGCGAGGUGGACUUGAACGGCGCGUGUCCGUCGGAGCUGAAAGUGACGAGUUCGGACGGAGAGAGCGUGGCGUGUAAGAGCGCGUGCGAAGCGUUUGGACAAGCGCAGUACUGUUGUAGCGGCGCAUACGGUACGCCCGACACGUGUAAACCGUCGUCGUAUUCGGAGCUGUUUAAGAGUGCGUGUCCGAGUGCUUAUAGUUAUGCUUAUGAUGACAAGACCAGCACGUUCACAUGUGCAGGUGCCGACUAUCUCAUCACCUUCUGCCCAUCACCAAACACCAGCCAAAAAUCAUCAUCAGGACAAAACCCGGUAGCAUCAUCGAACACACCAGAAAUCAACAGCACGAUGCUUUACGAAGGUGCAUCGGAUACUAGCAGUGCAUCGUCGCUGUACCCGUGGUCCCAUAUGUUUUCUUCUCAAUCCAUUGCCGGUGUUGUCACCAUCACGACUGCCGUAUGGCGGUUCUCGCAGCUCUUCUAACUCGUUCGAUCCUCUUUGUUGUCACAUCUAAAAAAAUCUACAUAUAUAGAAGAUUUUUUUACAAAAUAUGAUAUACAGAUAUGAAAAUAUUUUAUAUCUGUAUCUUAUUUUGCGAAAAUCUUCUGACUACAACAACUAAUACUACUAAUAAUACUAGUAUUAACUUUUGCUUUGAUUCAUCAUCAAUAUCCCAUUACCUUACUUACAAACAAGAACCACCUAACUUUGUCAGAAUUUGGGUGUUGUUAUCA